GCGGCGGUAGCGCGACAGUUUCACUUACGUCAAAACAAUUUACGAUAGCUCUCGGUUUGCUGCGGGAGAGGCUGUGGUCGCCCCGCCGCAGCGCCCGGUCUCCCGCCUCCCCUCCCGCUGAGCCCCGGACACACGGGCGGAUCACCGCGCGCCUAGCAGCUCCCGCUUCGCAAAGCAUGGAGGCGGAGCAGAUUAUGGAGGGACAGCCGCAGGUUCCAGAAAAUCCCCAUUCUGAAUACGGUCUCACGGAAAACGUAGAGAGGAUAGUAGAAAAUGAGAAAAUAAAUGCAGAGAAAACAUCAAAGCAGAAGGUGGAUCUUCAGUCGUUACCCACACGUGCCUACUUGGAUCAGACAGUUGUACCUAUCUUGCUACAGGGACUUGCUGUUCUUGCAAAAGAGAGACCGCCAAAUCCCAUUGAAUUUCUAGCAGCAUAUCUUUUAAAAAACAAGUCACAAUUUGAGGACCGAAAUUAACUCCAUAAAAAUGAGAACAAUUUGGCUGCUAGACUGAAAUACCCAUUUGCCGCAACUUGUUUUCUGCUGUAAAAAUCCUUUGGAACUAUGAUGUUGUCUUUCUUAAUCGCACAAUUUGCUUUACCUUCUGAGUUAUUUAAUAAAGAACACUUUACAUUUAA
This is a messenger RNA of Chroicocephalus ridibundus (black-headed gull), 637 nucleotides long. It is a transcript of the gene DPY30, whose product is annotated as dpy-30 histone methyltransferase complex regulatory subunit. The coding region runs from base 177 to 476 and encodes 99 amino acids. Lineage: Eukaryota; Metazoa; Chordata; Aves; Charadriiformes; Laridae. The record is from RefSeq and is a predicted model, not a curated record. Gene Ontology annotation, cellular component: Set1C/COMPASS complex. The transcript has 5 exons.